Messenger RNA from Mauremys reevesii (Reeves's turtle), 3415 nucleotides. RefSeq names its product sulfotransferase 6B1-like. Gene Ontology annotation, cellular component: cytoplasm. Gene Ontology annotation, biological process: sulfation. The transcript has 7 exons. Gene Ontology annotation, molecular function: sulfotransferase activity. The coding region runs from base 170 to 1189 and encodes 339 amino acids. The record is from RefSeq and is a predicted model, not a curated record. Lineage: Eukaryota; Metazoa; Chordata; Testudines; Geoemydidae.
CGUGCCAAAGAGAAGUGGAAGUUAAAUGUAAUCCUCAACACUGGCUGAAAUCAGUUACAGUUCAUGACCAAGAGUUCACACUAGGAACUUGUAAUGCAAGACUUAGUUGUGAUUUCCCUCAUUGGUCAAGAGAGACAGGGUGAGGCAACAGAUAAGCCAGUGAGUUCAUAUGGCAGAGUUCCUCAUCAGCCUCCUCCCUCCUACCCUACAAAGAAAACUAGAUAUAUGGUUUAAGGGCAGAGUCUGGCAAAAGGCAAAGCAAACUCCAACCAUGGCUAUGGACAGCCUUGUUAGGGAAAUAGACAAAGUUCUUGAUGCAGCUAAAGGGAAAAAACCUGAGGAGCUGCUGGUCACGUAUAAGGGGGUGCUAUACCCUAGUGGACUGUGUUGUGCUGAGACCUUCCAAGCACUGGACGUCAUGGAAGUUAGAAAAGAUGAUGUGUUCCUAGUUGCUUAUCCUAAAUGUGGAACGAAUUGGAUUCAACACAUUUUAAAUGACUUGACAUCUGCAGUUUUAAAGAAUAAGGAGGAGGUUCCACCAACAGAGCAUAUUCAAAUGCUUGAAUUUGGAGUUCCAGAAAAAUUUCAGAAAAUAAAAAGUUUUCCUUCACCACGUGUUUUUACCACACAUCUCCAUUAUGAUAAUAUUCCCAAGGCUGUUUUUGGGACUAAAGCAAAGGUACUGGUGGUAUUUCGAAAUCCAAAAGAUGCAGCUGUAUCCUAUUACCACUUCUACAACAAAAAUCCUGGGCUUCCAAAUGUCAGCUCCUGGGAUGAGUUCUUUCAGAAGUUCAUGAGUGGAGAAGUCUGCUGGAGCUCAUAUUUUGACCAUGCUCUUGCCUGGAACAAACACAUGGAUGAGGAGAAUAUCAUGAUCAUCACAUAUGAAGAAAUGAAAGAGAACUUACUUGGAGGAGUGAAACAAAUAGCUGAAUUUUUGGGGUUCUCUCUGCCUGAGGAGAAGAUUCAGUCUAUUGCAGAGAAUGCCACAUUCGAAUCAAUGAGCAAUAAAUCCCAAGAAACACAUGGCAAAUUUGGUCCCAUCAUUUUCAGAAAAGGUACUGUUGGAGAUUGGAAGAAUCAGUUCACUGAGGCUCAAAGCCAAGAAAUGGAUGCCAAAUUUGAAGAAUGUUUAGCAGGAACAAAACUGGGAGCCAGGCUAAAAUAUGAUAAAUACUGCAAAUACUAAAUCUUUGAAUAUCAGAAUGACAUUAGCAUUUACUCAGAAACAUCAUCUAUUUUACUACCUUUUGUUUGAGAAUGCAGAGGUUAAAAUAAUUAGACUUUCACGCAAGGAUUUGCACAAAAAAAAACAACAAACAACCAGGAGAGAGCUCUCCUGCUGCCAAAAAUUUCACCCCCAACAAGCGGCAGCAGCUUUGUUGGUAGGAGAGCGCUCCUGCCGACAAAGCGCUGUUCACACCGGCACUUUUCGUUGGUAAAACUUUUGUCGUUCGGGGGUAUGUGUGUUUUUUUAACACCCCUGCACAACAAAAGUAUUGCCAAGGAAGUUCCAAUGUAGACACAGCUAAGAUAUACCUUGUGCUUCUGCCAUGAGGCAGCUUGAUAACAUUGCCAAACCACCAUAGUCAUCUAUUUUAACUGAGUCCACAGUCUGUUGACUCGUGCCGUACAAUACUUACAUUGGCGAGAUUGUGUAACCAAUGAGUUUCCAAAAUUCUUCUCAAACAAAGCUGGUUAAAUGCAUUCAUCUUUCUGUUUGUGUAUUCCAACAUCUGCUGCAUUUUUGACAUGUACAGUAGUGUCGGAAGGAUAAUAGCAUUGUACAAUCUCAUUUCAGUGUGUAGAUGUCUCCUCUUACUUUUCCAGGUCUUUGACAAAUGAGAAAAUUAUUCACUUGCUUUGCCAAUUCUUUCCUUCACUUCUUUAGUAAGCUAGCCAUUAGAAGAUAUUGUACUUCCAAGAUAAACAGUCAUCAACUCUUCUGUAUUUUUCCCCAUCAAUUACACAUCUGCCAUUGUUGACAGUAUUAUCUCCUAUCUACAUAAUCUUAGACUUCUGCAUACAGAUACCAAGUCCCACUUAGGCAGCUUCUGCUUUUAUGCUCAUAACAAAUCUUUUCAUUCCAUCCAUGCUGGUGUCCAGUAUGACUGUCAUCUGUUAAAUCUAGGUUCUCCAGCUUAUCUCUUGCUCAAAGAACAGCAAUAUCCUCAGCAACAACCAUCACUCUUCUCACAAAAAGGAAGUUCAGAAGAGAAGUGGGGAUAGUAUGCAACCUUGCAUUACAUCAAUAAUAAUCUUAAAUCAUUUCAUUUCUUUGCUAAUUUGAUAAAAACUUUGUAGGCCAAGUCUGCAGACAGCACCAGGACAGACAGUAAUCUAUUCUGAAAUGUCUCCGGAUCUUCCAAAGGGCUUCUCUGUGGACACUAUCAAAUCCUUUAAUGAAAUCAAUGCAAUUUACCAGCAGAAAGCAGUUUUAUUCUAAGCCUUUCUCAAUAAGUCUUCUCAAGGUGAAAAAUCUGAUUUGAACAUAACUCCUUAUUGAAAUCUAGCCUGUUCUUCCCUGAAUACUUUUUCAACAAUCAUUUCAUCCUAUUCAAAAUGAUAAUGCAAAACACUUUUUUCAGGUACAGAUAGGAGUGUCGCUCUUCUCCAGUUAUCACAAAUAAACUGGUUCCCCUUUUCAGGGAUUAUACAGAUAACGCCUCUUCGCCAAUCUUUAGAAUAGAUCUACUUUUCCCAAACCAUUCUGUACAACCUUCACAUGUAAUUCAAAUCACUUUUUUUUCAGCUUUUAACAUUUCAGCAUCUGUUUUAUUAUAGCCUGGUGCUUUACCACUCUUCAGUUGGUUUAUGGCCUCAGUUAUUUCUUCAAAGAUGAUUACUUCUAGCGAUUAUAGGUAAAUCCACUAUUUCUUCACAUCUAUCAGUGUACGUUUGUGGUUCUGGCUGGCUGAACACAAAUUAGAAAUGUUCCAUCCACCAUGCUCCUUGUCAUUCCUCUGUGGUUUAAAAUCCUACCAUCUCAUGUCUUCACAAUGCCACAAUUGUUUGAAAAUUGUGAUGUCAGUCAUUUAGAUACUAGAAAAAGUUUUCUGUACACGUCCUUAGCUUGUCAACUUGUUUGCUAUUGUCUUGUUCCUGCUGAAUUCUCUUCUUGAAUUCUUUCCUCUCUCCAACAAGUCUCCAUGUAUUUGAUUGGAGCCCCUUUGCUUUCUUAGGCCUUCUCAUUCCCACUGUAAUCCUGGCUGCAUCCACAUGCACUUCUUUGAAAAGCUGCCAUUGUUCUUCUGUCAUUGGUCAGUGUAUGUAACUCUUCGAAUCUGUUGUUCAUCUGCAGCUUGAAAUGCACCUUUACUGCUGGAUGUGCUAACUUUCUAGUAUCAUACAUACCCUCUGCCUUGCCUGGUGCUGCCUUCUUUAUUUUUAUUUGGAUCAUCACAAUAACAAGAUG